CAUCCUGCAGUAGUACGCUCUCGAUUGGCUGAUGUUCUUCAGACCGGGAACAUUUUAAAAAGUAACUGGGUGUGUGCUGCGUUUAUGGAUGUGUCAAGAGAACGGUGCGGUAACGUUUGUCAAACUGAUAUAGUCUCGAGUCUCGCCCAUUGAAACUGACUUAUUUACCUGGCAAAGUAUCAAGUAGUUAUUUUUAAUUCUGAAUGGAGCAAGAAGCACUGGAAACUCCGUCAGCUGGAACAAGCAACCUUGGGACCGAGAUGACGGACAUCAUGGUUGUGGAUUUGGAGUCAUUCGUACAUGUUGAAAUCGACAUGGAAAACAACAACGGGAUUUCUGAAGUGGGAAAUAAUUUGAACCGAGCUUUGUUUUUUAAUGAAGAGGAAGAUGAAGAGGAGAGUGAUGACGACAGCGGCACUGACCAUUUUAACUCUGAGAAGUCGGGCACUCAGCUGCAGAGGAGUGAGCGUCCUGCAGGAGGGAACUCCAAUCUGCCUGACACCUUCCAAACCAGCCACCUGCUGUUCUACGAGAGGUUCAAGGCCUACCAGGACUACAUGCUGGGAGACUGUAAGCCAUCUGAAGUGAAGGCGUUCACAGCAGACUAUCUGGAGAAAGUGGUGGAGCCGUGUGAUUGGUUGGCUCUGUGGUGUACUGAUGUCUUUGACGUCCUGGUGGAGGUGUGUGAUGUGGACUUCAAGGAUCUGAAGGCGUGUGUGCGGCUGGUGCUGCCUCUGCAGUGCGACACCAGAGGCUGUGACCUCACUGAGGAGUCCAUGAAGUCCCUGCUGGACGCCACUGGAGACAAAGUCCCCCUGCAACAGCUGCAGGUGGUCUACGAGCUCUCUGGGGACUUUGAUCAGACCGCCCUCGCUGUGGAGCACCUCAGGUUCUUCUAUGAGCACAUCUGGAGGCAGUGGGAUGAGGAAGACGAAGAUGACUUUGACUACUUUGUGCGUUGUGUGGAACCUCGUCUCAGGCUAUAUUACGACAUCUUGGAGGACAGAGUGCCGGCCGGCCUGGUCGCAGAGUACCAGUCUUUACUCCAGAACUGCUCCCAGUGCUUCCAGCAUUUCUCCGUGCUGCGCAGCCUCCUCAGCAGCGACUCGGACUCAGAGCUGGAUAACGUGUCCAUGGUGGAGGGCCUGAAGCUCUACGACCAGCUGGAGACCUUCAGACGCAAGCUGCACAUCUUCGAGAACCCCCUGCUGAGGUACGUGCUGGGCUACAAAGGGAACGCCCCGCAGCAGUGUGUGCAGAGCCGGGGGUCCCGGGCCUCAGGAGUGAAGGUGGUGCAUGUGGUCACUGCCUCCUGCAGCAGCAUGCAGCUGCAGAGCCUCCUCUCCGACAGACUGCUGCCUCUGUGCUGCUCUGAGGACACAGAGAUUCAGUUCCAUAGAGACCCCCUUUCGGCGGUGGAGGUGUGCCACGACGGGGACGUGGUCAUUGUUCUGCCGGGGGUGUACAGUGUCAGCGGCUCCAUCUUCCUGCCAGACUCCAUCACAUUAGAAGGCUUCGGGCUACCUGAUGAGGUGGUGAUUGAGAAGAAAAACAAGGGCGACUCUUUCGUGGAGUCCACAGGAGCCAACGUGAGCCUGUCCAACAUCAAGUUCAUCCAACACGACGCCAUCGAGGGCAUUCUGUGUGUACGUCAGGGCACAGUGAACAUGGAGAACUGUGUGCUGCAGUGUGAGACCACCGGUGUGAUCGUGCGGACCUCCGCCCGCCUAACCAUGAACAUGUGUGACAUCUACGGCUCCAAGGGGGCUGGUGUGGAGAUUUACCCCGGCAGUGUGUGCAGUCUGGUGGGUAAUGGCAUCCAUCACUGUAAGGACGGUAUCCUCAUCAAGGACUUUGCUGAUGAGCUGGAUGUGAUGCCAUCCAUCACCAUGGAGAACAAUGUGAUCCACAACAACGAGGGCUACGGGGUGAUUCUGGUGAAAGCCACCGACAGGGAGCAGGGGGUCGCUGCAGACAGAAGUGAAGAACAACCCGCUGGCCCUGCAGACUCCCAGCCGGAAGCUUCCGCUGCUCCACUCCUUACCUCCACCUCUUCAGCGCAGAGCAGCAGCGAGUUGACCGAUGCUCAUGCCGAGUCGGAGAGCAGUAGUGGCGCCGACGCGGCCUCCACCUCCGGCAAGAUGUGGCAGUUCAGCCGCCAGCUGAGCAGGAGCAAGGAGCCGUCCUGCAGCCGGGCCGUGCAGGACCUGAUGGAGCACCAGAUCUUCGUCUCCAUCCAGGGGAACCAGUUCAGACGCAACGGCAUGGGCGACUUCGGAACUUUCUUCUACUGAGGGACAGCUCUGACCCAGCCUUGUGUUUUUAGAUGAUUCAUGAAUGAAAUACUGCUGACUCACACCGUCCAUGGAUGUGUUCUGCAGAGAUGUAGAGCAUGUUCCCGUGAUCCUCCUGAGCCUUGAAAGCUCUCUGGCCUGUUUGUAAAUAGAUCCCCAUGUUUGCACAAAUGCUUUUAUCUUAUUUAUUCCUCGGACUUAUGACGCCUGAUAUUUUUAACAUGUGUGACGCAUUUUGAUGGAAGUUCACAGGUCACUUUGAAUACAGUUGUGUAAGUUUCACUGAUCUAAUAAAUGUUGUUACCUGGUGAGGGCGGUGCACACUUUGAGUUCA
Molecule: messenger RNA, 2628 nt
Organism: Eleginops maclovinus (Patagonian blennie)
Lineage: Eukaryota; Metazoa; Chordata; Actinopteri; Perciformes; Eleginopidae
Gene: shcbp1
Product: SHC SH2-domain binding protein 1
Exons: 13
Coding region: 204-2294 (696 amino acids)
Biological process (GO): fibroblast growth factor receptor signaling pathway
Source: RefSeq, a predicted model, not a curated record